Messenger RNA from Sesamum indicum (sesame), 2647 nucleotides. RefSeq lists its product as uncharacterized. NCBI's taxonomy places the organism in Eukaryota, Viridiplantae, Streptophyta, Magnoliopsida, Lamiales, Pedaliaceae. Gene Ontology annotation, cellular component: membrane. The record is from RefSeq and is a predicted model, not a curated record. Gene Ontology annotation, molecular function: protein binding.
UCCAAUUGCCCUGUUUUGUUUUUCAGCAACCAUCUUAACCUCCCAAUAUUAAUUUCCCUUCAUUGCUAUACUUUCUUCUUUCAAUUCCUUGAUUUCCCAACUAUUGUCUUCACACCCCCUAUUUCGAUUGUGAAUAGGUCGGGCGUCUGAGUAUUCAACACUUGUAGUUGUCCGCUUUACCUUAUGAUUAUAUUCUUUCAAACAGUGCAUACAAACUCAGGAUAAGCAGUCCAACAAAUUAACUGCGACAACAAGUUGCCAGAGCUAUUUAGAAUGGCACGCAAAUUUCGACUGCAGAGGAGCAGAAAAUCUAAAAAGAAUGUUGAGUGCAGCAGUAGAACUGAUAGUGAUGGAAGCCUCCAUUCAGCUGCAUCGAAAUUCGACGAUGACUGCAGCUCUGCUACCACCGCUGGUGAAUCAUCUGUUCAAAUAACUGGAGCCUCCCAUGUGCACCAUACAUCAGGAGAUGUGGUCGACGUCCCAGUUGCUGACAAAUCACCACCAACUAGGCCACAACCUGGAGGGGAAGGUAAUGGUCCAACUUCCCAAGGGAAAAGAUCAGAAAGGCGUUCACUAUGCUGUGCACUGAUGUAUCAAGCUGCUCUCAGAGGUGACUGGCAAGCUGCUGCGCUUCUUUUGGAGACGCAUCCAAAUUUAGCUACCGAACAGAUUACACAAAGAGGUGAUACAGCCCUUCACGUGGCUGCUGCCACCAAACGCACCAAGUUUGUACAGGAACUGGUUAAUCACAUGAGUGCAAAUGAUUUAUUGUCUAAGAAUGUGCAUGGGCAUACCGCAUUUAGCUAUGCAGCUGCUUCAGGGAUAGUAGAAAUUGCUGCUGUAAUGAUGGAAAAGAAUGAGAAUCUGAUCACCAACUCAGGUAACAACGAAAUGAAACCCAUUUAUAUUGCAGCUUUGCUUGGAAACAGGGAUAUGGUUUCAUAUCUUUACCAAUUCACACGUGUUCAAGAUCUAUCAAUCGACGAAUGGUUUCAUCUUCUCAUAGCCACACUACGCAAUAACAUGCAUGAUAUAGCAUUAGAUAUAUUGAACAAGAAUAGUGAUGGCACAUCAAAUAGAUCUCUCGCAACAAGGACAAUAACAUCAGUUGUAAAGGGAAAAAAUGGUUAUCCUAGUACCACCAAGAAUGAAGGAACUGCCUUACACAAGUUAGCUGAACAGGAUUUAUCAGACAUCAAUGCGAGGCAAGAAGCAAUAUUGGAGACCUUCCUUAAGACAUUUGCUACAGUCCCACUUCUUUCACGAUAUAAAAAGAUUUUUGACCGACCUUUAGUGAGAAAAAGAGCUUGGUUAGUGGCUGAGAGGCUGUGGGCAGAGUUGCAACGAUCAGAAGGGGGUAAUGCGUUUGAGCUGCUCGAAGAGCCUCCAAUUCUCCAUGAAGCUGCCAAAGUAGGUAAUGUUGUGUUUAUAACCAUGCUCACUCGCAGUGAUCCUGAUCUUAUAUGGAAAAUUGACAGCAACAAACACUAUAUAUUCCAUACGGCUGUUUUACAUCGACAAGAGAAUGUAUUUAGCCUCAUUCAUCAGAUAGGAUCCAUGAAAGAAUUGAUUGCAAUAUCUUUAGAUAAUAAUUGUAACAACAUUAUGCAUUUAGCUGGGAAAUUAGCACCCCCCGACAGAUUGAAGACUGUAUCUGGCGCAGCUCUUCAAAUGCAAAGAGAGCUCUUGUGGUUUAAGGAAGUGGAGAAGGUUGUGCCACCUUCAUGUCUUGAGAUGAGAAACGGAGAAGGGUUACGACCAAGAGAAUUAUUUUCGCUGGAGCAUAAAUCAUUGUUGAUAAAGGGGGAAACAUGGAUGAAGGAUACAGCAAAUAAUUGCAUGAUCGUGGCAGCUUUAAUUGCCACAGUGGCAUUUGCUGCUGCAUUUACCCUACCAGGAGGAAAUAAUAGCGAUACAGGGAUGCCGAUACUUAUGAAGAAAACAUACUUCACAUUUUUCGCUGUAUCUAAUGGGGUAGCGUUGUUUAGCUCAACAGCUUCAAUCAUAAUGUUCUUGUCCAUCCUAACCUCGCGUUACCAAGAAGACGAUUUCCUCGUCUCUUUACCAACGAAAUUGAUAUUCGGGCUCGCCACACUCUUCACAUCUAUUGUUGGCAUGGUCAUUGCUUUCACAACCACCUUCUUUUUGCUCUUCCAUGAGGAAAAGACAUCGGUUCUCAAAUGGAUAGCUGUUUCUGCCUGUGUUUACCUUAUCACUCUAUUUGCAGGUCUGCACAUUCAGUUAUGGAUUGACACGAUAUGCUCAGCAUAUCGGUCCAGGUUCCUGUUUGGCAAAAGUAAGCAUACCCUUUACUGAAAAAUAAGAUGCCACAAGUCUUUUCUUCCUAGAAAUUAUUGAUCCACCUCCAUGCUUGUAUGUAAUUGGUUCCUUACAAGGGUACGUAGUGUUAUCGUUAAAUCUUGAAGUCACCCUCCCUUUGUAACCUUCACUGGGUAUAUAUACAAUUCAGUUUCUGCUUCCUGUUACAGUAAUUCUGCCCAUUCCUUGUCUGAACAUGUGCGAAUCAUCCACUACCAAAUAGCUAGCUAGCAAGGCAUGCAUGUCACAGUUAACUAUUAAUUAACCUCAUAUAUAUUGUAAAUUAACUAGAUUAGUUCCCAAUUGAUACACUUAGAAAUCCCACUGA